CCUAUGGGUAUGACUGACGUUGUUUCUGUAGGGUGGUUGUAAAAGACAAGUACAAACACACCAUUGACGCAAAAAGAAUGCAUCCAUCAUCUCUAGUAUAAAAAUUAAAUCAAAUUAAACCCUAAUAAAAAUAUUGUUAUUAUAUAUAUACAUACAUCACCGACGAUCAGUCAUUAGCUGCCGGCUCCACCGGAUUACAUCCCACUCUGUUUUUUUUUCUGUCGAUGACUUAUUUCUGUUUCCGGCAUUACAUUAUUGGAGCCACAUAAGUUUUUUUGAUUUAAUCUAAAGCAUUCAGUUGUUAACAUUUGGGGGCAGAAUAAUGGCGUUGAAAGAAAAAGUCCUUAAAAAGAAAGCUGAGAAGUUUGAGUUAAAGGAAUUGGAGAAAAUCACUUUAAAUCAAGCGUCGUUAUCUGUUCUCGAUAAACUACUUAAUGAUGCUUACAAAAUUCGUAGGCCAAAACCCAGUGAAUACGAAGAUAGAAGACAAGUGAUCCGAGUUUUCAAUGAAAUAGCUAGGGAAUUAUAUGGUGAUAAUGCAAGUUGUCCUGUGGUUGAGGAAUUUGGUUCUUUCUCUAUGGAUCUUUUUACUACAGGAAGUGAUCUCGAUCUUUCCGUCAACUUUAGAAAUGGUGGUCACACUGAGUUCCCUCGAGAUCAGAAAAUUAGGACUCUUCGGAAGUUUGCGAGAAAGUUCUAUUCACUUCAAACUGGAGGUUAUGUCCAAGGUGUCCAGCCCAUAAUGAGUGCUAAGGUACCCAUCCUCAAGGUUGUUGAUCCCGGAACUGGUGUUGAAUGUGACCUUUCAGUAGAAAAUAGAGACGGGAUUUCAAAAUCGGCAAUGAUUCGCUUCAUUACUUCUAUAGAUGAAAGGUUUCUAAAGCUAAGUUUUUUGAUGAAAGCAUGGGCAAAAGCACAUAAUAUUAACAGUUCAAAGGAUCGAACUCUGAAUUCUUUAUCCAUAAUAUUGUUGGUUGCUUUUCAUCUGCAGACUCGAGAUCCCCCUAUAUUACCUCCAUUUUCUGCGAUACUAAAAGGUGGACAAGAUCUUGUGUCGGUACAGAAUUCAGUUAGAAACUUCCAGAAUUACGGUAGGAAAAAUACCGAAACAUUAGGUGAACUGUUUGUGUCAUUCUUUUUGAAGCUAUCAUCUGUUAAAAACCUUUGGCCUAAAGGUUUAUGUGCUAGUCCAUAUCAAGGACACUGGAUAUCUAAAACUUGGGACACUAAAAUAGCCACCAUGAGUGUUGAGGAUUUCACAGAUCGAACCCAAAACGUUGCGAGGGCUGUUGGAAAAUCAGAAGUCGGAGAAAUCUAUGGCCGUAUCCACCUGACAAUCGAAAAUCUUUGUUCCUUUAUGAAUGGUCAAAUUGAAGCAUCACUGUUAAAUGUAUCCUUUUUUGGCAUUGACAGAAUGCACCAUCAUCCUUUUGUCCUGCAACCAAAUAUAUAUAAAGAAAACGGUAAACUAAAUCAGCAUAUAAUGACCACCAACCCAGUAUUGGCCAUGAACAAGGUCUCUAAUUCCAACGGUGUAGUUGAUCAGAGAAAUUCUCGAAAGUCAUUAAAAAGAGCGACAGCAGUGGGCGACUGGGGUGGAACUCAUCAUCAGACUAUAGCUGCAGUCCUGAACACUUUGGGGGCAGUGCAGCCGGUUGACCAUCAGCCAACGAAAAGAUUGAGAGGUGAACAGGGUGUGCCAUCAACCAAAGGUUGGCAGCAAGCUAGGGAUGAACCCAGGUGGAAUCAAGGAGGGGGAGGUGCUGCGGAAGUAACUGGGUGGAAUCGAGGGUGGGGAGCUGCUACGGAAGUACCCAGGUGGAAUCCAGGCUGGGGAGGUGCCACGGAAAUACCCAGGCAUAAUCAAAGCUGGGGAGGUGCUAGGGAAGAACCCAGUUGGGAUCAGGGCUGGAGACGUGCAUCCACUGGUGGCUGGGCCAGGAUCCAUGGAGCUGCUUCACAGGAAUUGCGGCAUUCAGUGGACCUCUGGGGUCAAAAGCUUCAGUGACCUCCUUAUGGGAACUCCUGCACAUAUGGCUAACCCUUUUGUCGAGACUUGGUACAGUUGGGUACAUCAGGUUUGUUUGUUUUAGCUUGUGUUUGUGGUAACAUGUUAGAAAUAGCUGUUUAAAAAUAGAAGUUAAAUUAAUGGUGCCCAAAAGCCUGUUUUUUGAUUGAUGUGAAACUCAAACUCAGCAUUGAGAUUCAAACUCAUAUAGGGGCACCACAUGUACCAAACCACAUGAGCAUUUUAAAAAUCUUUGAACCAUUUAUAAAACUGUGCCCUUUUGAUUUCCUGA
Molecule: messenger RNA, 2300 nt
Organism: Erigeron canadensis
Lineage: Eukaryota; Viridiplantae; Streptophyta; Magnoliopsida; Asterales; Asteraceae
Product: protein HESO1-like
Exons: 11
Coding region: 323-2008 (561 amino acids)
Biological process (GO): RNA 3'-end processing
Molecular function (GO): nucleotidyltransferase activity
Source: RefSeq, a predicted model, not a curated record